Lecanosticta acicola is the source of this 585-nucleotide messenger RNA. The record is from the annotation of a GenBank genome assembly. Lineage: Eukaryota; Fungi; Ascomycota; Dothideomycetes; Mycosphaerellales; Mycosphaerellaceae.
AUGUCGUCGUUCAUGCGUCGGCUGUCGCAUCCCUUCGCGAACUGGGACACACAACGGGAGAACCUCCGAUGGGGCUCCGACGAGCUCCAUCCGAAGGUGAAAGACGAAGUCUUCCAGUGGAAAGUGGGAAGCCGCGACUUCGAAUGCCUCGACGCAGAAUCGCUCAUUCGCGCCGAUAUCGUCGCCAACCACACUCGCGCCAAGACGGUCCUCAAAGCCGCGCACAAGAUCGGGACCAUCGAUGCGGAGACGGGCCAUCCGGUGACGACCAAGAUCGAUCGCAGCAUGCUGAGUGAGAUGCCCAUCCUGAGUAUCGUGAAGCAGCGAGAUCUGAUCAAGCUGCUGUUUUUCUGGGAGGAAGAAUGUACGCGAUGGAGAUUGCUGGGAGAGGAGGAGAAAGAGCUUGGAGAGAAGCUGAGAGAGGAAGGAUUGAGUCGGGAAGUUGAGGCGGAAUUGAAGACGAUGUUGAUGUUUGUGAGGGAGAGGAAGAGGGUGUUGCCGAGUGUGAGGGAUGAGAGUGGACACGUGAGGAGGCAGGAGGAUGAGCAGUUGCCGACUUAUGAUGAGGCGAGGAGGCAGCGAUAG